This is a messenger RNA of Mus musculus (house mouse), 7238 nucleotides long. It is a transcript of the gene Xpo7, whose product is annotated as exportin 7. Gene Ontology annotation, biological process: nucleocytoplasmic transport; intracellular protein transport; protein export from nucleus. The coding region runs from base 100 to 3363 and encodes 1087 amino acids. Gene Ontology annotation, cellular component: cytoplasm; nucleus; nuclear pore. The transcript is spliced from 28 exons. The record is from RefSeq and is marked validated. NCBI's taxonomy places the organism in Eukaryota, Metazoa, Chordata, Mammalia, Rodentia, Muridae. Gene Ontology annotation, molecular function: small GTPase binding; nuclear export signal receptor activity.
AGGCGCAGCGGCGACGGCGGCAGCAGCGGCGGCGGCGGCCCCGGCCGAGGUGCGCGCUGGUGGGGAGGGGGGGCCUGAGAGGAGCAUGAAUGGAGCAAAAUGGCGGAUCAUGUGCAGAGCCUGGCCCAACUAGAGAAUCUGUGCAAACAGUUGUAUGAAACAACAGAUACAACCACUCGACUGCAGGCAGAGAAAGCCUUGGUUGAAUUCACCAACAGCCCUGAUUGCCUGAGCAAGUGCCAGCUGCUCCUCGAGAGAGGAAGUUCGUCCUACUCCCAGCUGCUGGCAGCUACAUGCCUUACCAAGCUCGUGUCUCGGACAAACAACCCCUUGCCACUGGAGCAGCGGAUAGAUAUCCGGAACUAUGUGCUCAACUACCUUGCCACUCGGCCAAAGUUGGCAACUUUCGUGACUCAAGCCCUCAUCCAGCUGUAUGCCAGGAUCACAAAGCUGGGCUGGUUUGACUGCCAGAAGGAUGACUAUGUCUUCAGAAACGCAAUCACAGACGUCACAAGGUUCCUGCAGGACAGUGUUGAAUACUGCAUCAUUGGCGUCACAAUUUUAUCUCAGCUCACCAAUGAAAUUAAUCAAGCAGACACAACUCAUCCUUUAACCAAACACAGAAAAAUAGCCUCUUCUUUCCGAGACUCAUCACUGUUUGAUAUCUUCACACUUUCCUGCAAUUUACUAAAACAGGCAUCAGGAAAGAAUCUGAACUUGAAUGAUGAAAGUCAGCAUGGCUUGCUAAUGCAACUGCUCAAACUCACCCACAACUGUCUGAACUUUGAUUUUAUCGGCACAUCUACUGAUGAGUCCUCAGACGACCUGUGUACAGUGCAGAUCCCCACCAGCUGGAGAUCAGCAUUCUUAGAUUCUUCGACUCUGCAGCUGUUUUUUGACCUGUAUCAUUCCAUUCCUCCCUCGUUCUCACCUUUGGUAUUGUCCUGCUUAGUACAGAUUGCCUCAGUCCGGAGAUCCCUAUUUAACAAUGCUGAGAGGGCCAAGUUUCUCUCUCAUCUUGUUGAUGGUGUUAAACGAAUACUGGAAAAUCCACAGAGUUUAUCAGACCCAAACAAUUACCAUGAGUUCUGCAGACUACUGGCUCGGUUAAAGAGUAACUACCAACUGGGAGAACUGGUAAAAGUGGAAAACUACCCUGAUGUUAUCCGAUUGAUAGCCAACUUCACAGUGACCAGCCUACAGCACUGGGAAUUUGCCCCAAAUAGUGUGCACUAUCUCCUGAGCCUAUGGCAGCGGCUGGCAGCCUCUGUACCAUAUGUCAAAGCCACAGAGCCCCAUAUGCUGGAAACAUAUACUCCUGAGGUUACCAAAGCCUAUAUCACAUCCCGCUUGGAAUCUGUGCACAUCAUUCUGAGGGAUGGCCUGGAAGAUCCCCUGGAAGAUACAGGUCUGGUCCAGCAACAGCUGGACCAGCUGUCCACCAUCGGGCGUUGUGAGUAUGAGAAGACAUGCGCGCUCCUUGUGCAGCUAUUUGACCAGUCGGCCCAGUCGUACCAAGAACUGCUGCAGAGUGCCAGUGCCAGCCCAAUGGACAUUGCAGUGCAGGAGGGACGACUGACGUGGUUAGUCUAUAUCAUUGGAGCUGUGAUUGGUGGCCGAGUUUCUUUUGCCAGCACUGAUGAGCAAGAUGCAAUGGAUGGUGAGCUUGUCUGUCGGGUGCUCCAGCUUAUGAACCUGACAGAUUCCCGCUUGGCUCAGGCUGGUAAUGAGAAGCUUGAAUUGGCCAUGCUGAGUUUUUUUGAGCAGUUUCGUAAGAUCUACAUUGGGGAUCAGGUGCAGAAAUCCUCAAAGCUGUACCGCCGACUCUCAGAAGUUCUGGGAUUGAAUGACGAGACGAUGGUGCUGAGUGUCUUCAUAGGAAAAGUCAUCACCAACUUGAAGUACUGGGGUCGUUGUGAGCCAAUCACCUCCAAGACACUGCAGCUCCUCAAUGACCUCUCCAUCGGAUACAGUAGCGUAAGGAAGUUAGUGAAGCUUAGCGCUGUACAGUUCAUGCUGAACAAUCACACGAGCGAGCACUUUUCAUUUUUGGGUAUUAACAAUCAGUCCAACCUGACAGACAUGCGGUGUCGGACUACCUUCUACACAGCACUUGGGCGUCUCCUCAUGGUGGAUUUAGGAGAGGAUGAAGAUCAGUAUGAACAAUUCAUGCUUCCUCUAACAGCAGCGUUUGAGGCUGUGGCCCAGAUGUUCAGCACUAACAGCUUCAAUGAACAGGAGGCAAAGAGAACUCUGGUUGGCCUAGUGAGAGACCUGAGAGGGAUAGCCUUUGCCUUCAAUGCCAAGACCAGUUUCAUGAUGCUCUUCGAAUGGAUAUACCCCUCCUACAUGCCAAUUCUCCAGCGGGCAAUUGAGCUCUGGUACCAUGACCCAGCCUGUACCACUCCUGUGCUCAAGCUGAUGGCUGAAUUAGUUCAUAACAGAUCUCAGCGACUCCAAUUUGAUGUUUCAUCUCCCAAUGGUAUCUUACUUUUCCGAGAAACCAGCAAGAUGAUAACAAUGUAUGGCAAUCGCAUCCUGACACUAGGAGAGGUGCCAAAGGAUCAGGUCUAUGCUUUGAAGCUCAAGGGUAUCUCCAUCUGCUUCUCCAUGCUGAAGGCUGCCCUCAGUGGGAGUUAUGUCAACUUUGGGGUCUUCCGUCUCUAUGGAGAUGAUGCCUUGGAAAAUGCCCUACAGACCUUCAUCAAACUACUCCUCUCUAUUCCUCAUAGUGACCUCCUGGAUUACCCCAAGCUCAGCCAGUCUUACUACUCACUACUGGAAGUCCUGACCCAGGACCAUAUGAACUUUAUUGCAAGCCUGGAACCUCAUGUCAUCAUGUACAUCCUCUCUUCUAUUUCUGAAGGACUUACUGCACUUGACACCAUGGUAUGCACGGGCUGCUGUUCCUGCCUAGACCAUAUUGUGACGUAUCUCUUCAAACAGCUGUCACGGAGCACCAAGAAAAGGACAACACCCCUGAACCGGGAGAGUGACUGCUUUCUGCAUAUCAUGCAGCAGCAUCCAGCUAUGAUCCAGCAGAUGCUGUCCACGGUGCUGAACAUCAUUAUCUUUGAAGAUUGUAGGAAUCAGUGGUCUAUGUCUCGACCCCUGCUUGGCUUAAUACUGCUUAAUGAAAAGUAUUUUUCUGACCUAAGAAACAGCAUCGUCAAUAGCCAACCACCAGAGAAACAGCAGGCCAUGCAUCUGUGUUUUGAAAAUUUGAUGGAAGGCAUUGAACGGAAUCUUCUGACGAAAAACAGAGACAGGUUCACCCAGAACCUGUCAGCAUUCCGUCGAGAGGUCAACGACUCAAUGAAGAAUUCCACUUAUGGAGUGAAUAGCAAUGACAUGAUGAGCUGACAACUCUCGGACUCUACCUUGCAGAGCAGCGUCCCUUUGGUCUGGUCCAGAGGGUGAACAGUUGCAAGGGAGAGAGCCUGGCUGAUCCCGGCUCCUUCCUCCAGGGGUAUGGGGGAAAUGGCAAAAGUCAACCAGCUAUUUCCCCAGAAAGUACGGGGAAGUACGGGGUGUGCGUGCACUCACUGAGGGACAGGGCACUGCUGGUUCCUGGGGGACUGGGGUGGGAAGGGGUGGUGGGAGGAGACAGACGCACAGGCAUCUGAGCCUCCGGCCGCUCCUGGGGUCACCGUGCAGGGAGAGCCCGGCGCCCUGCCGCAGCCUGCCUUGUAUAAACAUGUACAUUUUUUCAUAACGUUUUCAACAAGGUUUAUAUUGACUCAAGUUUAAAAACAAAAGUGUGACUGAAAACUUUUUACAGAGUCUAGUGCACCAAUGCUGACGUGAGGGGUGAUGUAUGGCGAGUGAAGAAAAUGUGCAUUGUGGUGGCCUGAAGCUUUAUUGGACAAGGAUGUGUGAAAGUGCAGAGAUAUAUUUAGUGACACAGUGUAGAGAGGCAAAAAAGGAAAAAACUCCAAAUGUAUAUUUUUUCUUACUGCCCUUUCCCUCCCCACCCCCACUGAUGCGUUCCUGAUGCUGUAUUAACCUUGUUAUUAGGAACUCUGAGCCAUGCGGGAGCACCACCCUCCCCAUCCAUGGAUGCUGCCCUGGGCCCCCCAGCCUCCUGCAGUGACAGAUAACUCCAGCUAAAGUCUCUGGUGUUCUUAUCUCCAUCCUUUCUCCCAUUUUACUUAACCCUCAUCCUCAGAAAGAUGCCUCUUGCUAUUAAAAGUCGGAUUUAUGUUUUAGGAUUCUUGGUCUCUAUAGGGAGACGACAGAGAAUUGAGCCAUUUGCUCUCUUGUUGAGCAAUUUGCAUGAGUCCACCAGAGGCCUAAUAUGUGUGGCCAUAACUUUUGUCUUCCCCAGCCUUUGAGGCAGUGUGUGUGGAUGUGUGUGGAUAUUUAUGUGUGUACCCUGCACUCAUGAAUGUAUGAACUGGAGGAAGUUACUACAGGGGAGGGCUCUCAAUAACAAGGUCUACCUAGCAUGAAGUAUUUAACAUUCUCCCUUGAAAAAUAUACAUUUUUAUAAAAUAAAAACCAUAAUAAAUGUUUUGAAUAUUAAAAAAGAAAAGUGAACCUACAGAGGAACAUUGGAUGGAGAAAACUCUUUGCCUUGUACUUUCCCACAACUGCUGCUAGUUAUAUACAUCUCUAGUACAGCUCUUACCCAUGGGACAUUACCAAUUAGGUUUUAUUUUUAUUUUCCUCAAUCCUCACAAACAAGCUUAUUAAUUUUCCUUCUCCUCUGGCGACUGUGUGGUGAAUCUUUUCUUGCGUGAUCAGGUUGCGGAUAGACUUGUAAGGGUGUUUGCUGCAUACAGUGUAAGCAUUGUGACCGCCAAUAAACUUCGAUGGUUUCUACUGACCUGGUUUCAGCAGUCACGUGUAGUGUGUUCAGGGAUGUGUCUCACUGUCAACACAUGGAGAUAUUUAGACAAACAUGCUUUUUUUUUUUUUAAGCCAGUAGGUGCAGAAGUCCCUGUGUCUUGUAAAACUAACGCAGACUGUGUCUGCCUCAGCUCUUCUGACUGGUUCAGCUCACAUACUUAUAGCAUAAUGUUCUCCAGAGUUGUCAAAAUGAAGACAGUCUACCUCUUUCCAGGUAAUAAAGUGGCGACCUACAUAUAAGCAGUAGCUGAAGAAAGGCCCAUUGGGUUAGUCCUUACACCUGCCUCUCUGAUACAGGCUGGGCUUCAUUUAUUAGGCCUUGACAAGGUCAGUGGCAAAUGUUUUCCCCUGGAAUAGAAUGUAUAGGCCAAAUGAAGCAAAUAAUGAAGACUAGUUUCUGUGAUUUAUGGCCCUGUACUGCACAGUGCUUUGAUUACGAGGGAGCCCAUGGCUAAGACCAUUGAAAAGCAGGAACAAUAUAGGGCAGUUGUGGGUAUCUUACCUGCAAGGGCCCAAGAGCCAAUCCUGAAUUCCUUCUUAGGAGUCCUAGAAAAACCAUCCUGGCACAUGCUCAGGAGAACCUGGGAUACUAAUUCUGAAGUAAAUAAGACAAAGGGACUAGGAAGCUGUCUCACAAACACUAGAAAAACCUUGAAGUAACAGCUGGUCAACAAAACCCCAGUGUCCUUCCCUCUCUCCUACGGAAGAGACACUAGGGAUGAUAGUACCUUUGGUCAGUCACGGCACAGUGCUUAAGCUUGAGAUCUUCCACGGCCCCAAGCUGUGUAAGACUCCGCUGACAAAGGUUUGCCCUGACAUAGUAGUGCAUGCCUUUAGCCCCAGCAAUUGGGAAGCAAAGAUUGGCAAAUUGAAGUUUGAGGUCAGGUAGGACUACAAAGAAACCAUGGAUGGGGAGAGAGAGAAGGGAAGGUUUUUAGGAUUUGGGAAAUGAAAACAGGAUUAGUUCAAUAUAUACCUUGGCUACACAACAAAGCCAUUCUGGACUACAUGGGACCCCACCCCAAACACACAUUACUAAUUUCAUAAAAUUUAACCUAAUACGAAAUUCAGUUAUUUUUCUUUUUACCUUUUUAUUUUGUUAUUUUUUUUAUAGUCCAGUCAUUAUCUCCCUCCCUUUCUGCCCUCCCACAAUUCCUCAUCCCAUUCCUCCCCCCACCCCUCUGAAAGGAUGUCCCCACACACCCCUAUACUCCACCAGGCCUUCCCAUUCCCUGGGGCCUCAAGUAUUAGGUGCAUCUUCUCUCAUUGAGACCAGACCAGGCAGUCCUCUCCUGUAUAUGUGUCAGGGGACUUGGACCAGCUAGUGUAUGCUGCCUGGUUAGUGGCUCAAUGUCAGAUCUCACUGGGGAGGGGUUCCAGGUUUGUUGAGACUACUGGCCCUCCCAUGGGCUCUUCAGACCAUUGGUCAGGUGUAAGUAUCUGCUUCUGUCUCAGUCAGCUGCUGGUAGAGCAUCUCAGAGGGCAGCUGUGCUAUAUAUAGACUCCUGUUAUGCAUGUCCUUUUGGGUCUGAGAUGCCUCACUCUUGGUGAUAUUUUCUAGUUCCAUCCAUUUGCCUGCAAAACUCAUGAUGUCUUCGUCCUUGAUAGCUGAAUAGCAUUCCAUUGUGUAAAUGAACCACAUUAUCUGUAUUCAUUCUUCCGUUGUGGGACAUCUAGGUUGUUCCCAGCUUCUGGCUAUCACAAAUAAGGCCACCAUGGUCGAGUACAUGCCCAAGAGUAGUAUAGCUGGGUCUUCAGGUAGAUCUAUUUCCAAUUUUCUGAGGAACCUCCAGAUUGACUUCCAGAGUGGUUGUACCAUUUUGCAAUCCCACCAGCAAUGGAGGAGUGCUCCUCUUUCUCUACAUUCUUGCCAACAUGUGAUGUCACCUUAGUUUUUGACCUUAGCUAAUCUGGUCGGUAUAAGGUGGUAUCUCAGGGUCAUUUUGAUUUGUAUUUCCCUGAUCAGUAAGGACUCUGAACAUUCAAGUGCUUCUCAGUCAUUUGAGAUUCCUCUGUUAUGAAUUCUCUGUUUAGUUGUAUACCCCAUUUUUUUCUAUUGGGUUGUUUGGUUUUUUUUUGGAGGUUAGCUUCUUGAGUUCUUUAUAUAUUUUGGAUAUUAGCGCUCUAUCAGAUGUGGGGUUAGGGAUGAAUUUUUUUCCAAUCUGUAGGUUGCCGGAAAUCCUAUACCUUCCUCUUUUCUCAGAUGUCAUGGAAAGGUGUAUGUUGUGGUUAUCUGUGCUGUUCCUGGACACAAGUGUUUCAUCUACACAGUGAUAUCUGGAAUAAGCUACACUGAACCCUAAAUUCCCUUACUGAUGUUUAUUAAAUUUUAUUGUGUACUAUGUAUUUAUUAGCUUAACCCAAAUAAAGCUAAUAUUUUCCUACUA